UGUCAGCUCAACACUGACUUGAUUUGAUUUGAUGGUUGCUGGAUAGGCAUCUUGAUUCAAGUAAACGCAGUUAAUAGAUCGAUGAUCAGUGUUUAAGUUGUUUAAGUGCUAGGAGGCAGACUCGUGAAUUGAAUGACACAUUGUACUCGUUUGUUUGUUCGCGAGCCAGCUUAGGGUGUUGUGAGUCACGUUACAAGUGUCAGCUGCGGUGAGACAAGUUGUUGGGCGGUGCACCACACCACAACCAACCGCGUAGUACUUCAAACCGCUCUCGAAGAUUCUUCGUUUAUCCGAAAACUCGAACUUCUUAGCCGCAUCAGGACAAUUCACGAGCCUGAUCAUAGUGAUAUCAUUACCACAAGAUGAAAGGGUUCACCAAAGCAAUCAAGCGAACACCUCACCUUGUCACAUCUAAAGUUGGCUUUGCGAAGAAGUCCUCUGACCCCGAAUUCGACGACUACAAUCGCCAUUUCAUCAGCCUCGAGCAAGCCACAGAAAAGUUGCUAAAAGAUACCAGGAUAUUUUCCGAAGCUGUUUUAAGUGUGUCGAUAACGUCCGUCUUAUCUAUUCCUGCAUCCUUACACAUACUCUCAGCCCUCUUCACUUCUUCCGUUGGUUUCGCCAACCAUUUCAAUUUUAUAUUCUCUCCGCUGGGUGGCGAGUAUAACUUGCAAGGCAAGCAUCCCUCCUGUGAGGCAACCGUCGCAAACACUCCUCCGUACUCAACUUCUCUCGACGAACUUCGUUCUGCGAUCUCCCCUGAACUCGAGCUCAUCGAAUCACGAAUUGUUGCACCCGUGAAAGAGUUCCAGGGAGUCCUCAAGCUGAUCAGGAAGAGCAUCACCAAACGCGAUCAUAAGCUGGUCGAUUAUGAUCGAUUCAAUAAUUCACUUACUAAAUUGAGGGACAAGAAAGAGAAGAGUUUGAGUGAUGAGAAGAAUUUGUUCAAGCUUGAGCAAGACUUCGAGAUUGCCACAAAUGAGUAUGAUUACAUUAACAACGCACUCAAGACAGAUCUCCCGCACUUCAUGCAGCUUUCGACUCAUUUCAUCGAGCCUCUUUUCCAUUCAUUCUAUUACAUGCAGCUCAACAUUUAUUAUCUUUUCCUUGAGAAAAUGAAUUCAUUCGCGGAGGGUCGAUACGACGUUACCAACGCCCCUGGCGCUCAAAUCCAGGCUGACUAUGAAGAGAAGCGAACGGAUGCAUGGAGUCAAAUUGAGGAUCUUAACGUUACCAAGCGCUUCAUAUCGACUUCGAAAUUCGUGCAAGCUAAUCGUGCCCCUGGCAGCAAUUCGUUGACUGUCGGUCCUUCCAUCGGUCGCUCACCCAGCGUUACAAGUGCUGGUAGUGGGAGCAGCCGCUCAAUGCCACCAUCCCGAGCAGCGCCUACAUCUUCCUUUAUCAAGAAGCCACCUCCAGCGCCGCCAGGUCAGACACCUGCUCCUCCUCCCCCGUACUCCGCCGCUUCAAAUGAUUCGGGAGCUGGAACUACAGCUGCAAUAAAGAGGCCGCCUCCACCCCCACCGGUGAAACCCAAACCAAAGCCAGAGCCAGCCGUAGAGUAUGUCACAGCCUUAUAUGAUUUCGAUGCUCAGGCUGAAGGAGAUCUUUCUUUUAAAACCGGUGACCGCAUCGAAAUUGUAACCAAGACAGAGAGUCAGGAAGAUUGGUGGACAGGUCGUCUUAACGGGGACCAGGGUGUAUUCCCAGGCAACUAUGUACAGUGA
Suillus plorans is the source of this 1727-nucleotide messenger RNA. RefSeq lists its product as uncharacterized. NCBI's taxonomy places the organism in Eukaryota, Fungi, Basidiomycota, Agaricomycetes, Boletales, Suillaceae. Gene Ontology annotation, molecular function: protein binding; lipid binding. The transcript is spliced from 7 exons. Gene Ontology annotation, cellular component: mating projection tip; medial cortex; actin cortical patch. Bases 363 to 1727 code for a protein of 454 amino acids. The record is from RefSeq and is a predicted model, not a curated record. Gene Ontology annotation, biological process: endocytosis; actin cortical patch localization; plasma membrane tubulation.